This is a messenger RNA of Ilex paraguariensis (yerba mate), 555 nucleotides long. Lineage: Eukaryota; Viridiplantae; Streptophyta; Magnoliopsida; Aquifoliales; Aquifoliaceae. The record is from the annotation of a GenBank genome assembly.
AUGGCGAGCCUAAAAAUCCCUUUACCACUCUUUCUUGUGGUCUUUUAUACAGUCAUAGAUAAUUGUGCUUCAAUCUCUUCAGCAAUGCCUCCCAACUUUCUUGUGCCUUCUCCGGUUUCUCGCUCGAUAUCUGAACCCGUGACCACUUCUAAUUCUCAUCCAUCAGCUCCAAUUCUUACAGCUCAGGGGAUCAAAGCGGCUUAUUGGCCAUCGUUUACUGGAUUCCCCGCGUCAUCUAUUGACACGUUGUAUUUCACACAUAUUUACUACGCCUUCCUCUUACCUGAUCCGAAUACUUACAAACUUAAUAUUACACCAUUAGACCAAGAAAAGCUCAUUGAGUUCAUGGUGGCGCUCAAUGCCCUAAACCCACCCGUCAAAACUCUUGUAUCCAUCGGAGGAGGAGGUAAUGACCCGAAUGUGUUCUCUAAGAUGGUAAGUAGCGAAUCAACUCGUGCCAUUUUUAUUAAUUCCACAAUCGAAUUUGCUAGAAAAUACGGGUUUGAUGGUGUUGACCUUGAUUGGGAGUUCCCAGCAAAUGACCGAGACAUGUGA